Messenger RNA from Theobroma cacao (cacao), 1768 nucleotides. Its product is annotated as Leucine-rich repeat (LRR) family protein. The record is from RefSeq and is a predicted model, not a curated record. Gene Ontology annotation, molecular function: protein binding. NCBI's taxonomy places the organism in Eukaryota, Viridiplantae, Streptophyta, Magnoliopsida, Malvales, Malvaceae.
UUCAAGCCAAUCUUUUGUUUGUUUUUUUAAUUUUAUUUCUCUUUCUAUAAUCUUUGAUGCUGAUAGUUUCGCCAUUAAAAGCUCUCACGGUUGUGUCCCACGAGAAACCGGUAGUCUUCUCUCACGAAAAAGCUAUCGUCGCCAACCCAAAAGCCUUCCUUUUUUCUUGUUAUAUUAACCACUCUGACUCCACUCUUCUUUGCUUCACUGCAAACCUCGGUCUCUCUUUUUCCAAUGGGAAAACAAGGAAGAAUGAGAGUGGCUUCUUAUACUCUGUUUUUAGUUGUUCUGCUUCAAUGUAGAUUCUUGGCUUUUGCAAUUUUAGACCCACUUGAUUUUUUAGCUUUACAAUCCAUUCGAAAGUCUCUCGCUGACUUGCCAGGCUCCAAUUUUUUUGCUUCCUGGGACUUUACCUCCGAUCCUUGUAACUUCGCCGGAGUUUACUGCGAGGCAGAUAAAGUAAUAGCUCUCAAUCUGGGUGACCCGCGUGCUGGUUCGCCUGGUUUAACGGGAAGGAUAGACCCGGCUAUUGGCAAGCUAUCUGCUCUCGCCGAGUUAUCAAUUGUUCCGGGUCGGAUCUAUGGGUCGUUGCCGCAGUCAGUCUCGCAAUUGAAAGACCUUCGGUUUCUCGCGAUCAGCCGGAAUUUCAUCUCCGGGGAUGUUCCGGCGACUCUCGGCCAAUUGAGAAGGCUUAAAACGCUUGAUCUCAGCUACAAUCAGCUGACCGGAAAAAUCUCUCCCUCCAUUGGAACCUUGCCUGAGCUCACCAAUGUCAUUCUCUGCCAUAACCACCUCUCCGGUUCGGUCCCUCCGUUUCUCUCCCGAACCUUAACCCGGUUCGACCUUAAACACAAUGCUCUCUCCGGCUCGCUCGCUCCAGACUCCCUCCCUCCUUCUCUCCAGUCCCUCUCUCUCUCCUGGAACCAGCUAACUGGACCGGUAGACAGGCUUCUAUCCCGGCUCGACCAGUUAAACUACCUAGACUUGAGUUUGAACCAGUUCACCGGUCCCGUCCCUGGACGGCUGUUCUCAUUUCCUAUCACAAACCUUCAGUUAGAAAGAAACUUGUUUACGGGUCCAGUCCAACCGGCUGAUCAAGUGACAAUCUCGACCGUUGAUCUGAGCCACAACAGGCUGUCGGGUCAGAUAUCACCAAUGUUAUCGACCGUACAGAACCUGUACUUGAAUAACAACCAGUUCACUGGUCAGGUCCCAGCCUGCUUCGUGGACAGGUUAUUAUCCGCCAGCAUACAAAUACUUUAUUUGCAGCAUAAUUAUUUGACCGGGAUCGAGAUUAAUCCGACGGCCGAGAUUCCUCUAAGCAGUUCGCUGUGUCUACAGUAUAAUUGCAUGGUUCCGCCCGUACAGACGCCGUGCCCAUUGAAGGCUGGAAAAGAGAAGACCAGGCCUACUGCCCAGUGUAACGAAUGGAAAGGGUAGAUUAGUAAUUUUAUGGCCUUGUGAGGGGCAGUUUGGAAAAAAAAAAUAUUUAUACAAAAACUGGAAUUUGUCCAUUCAUUUGUUUAUUUGUGUGGUUGAUAUCUUGAGGGUAAAUGAGGAAAUAAGAGUGUUUGCUGAUACUCUAGAGAAAUUGUAAUGUGUAACUCUUUACUAUUUUGUGGAUUAUGAUGUUCCUAAUGACCAUAAUAUAUUUAUUUUUGGGAUAAGAACUGUUAGGGAUGGUUGUAAUGUAAAUAGGGUGUAUGCCAUUAGUAGCACUUUUUCUUGGCUGCCAAAAAGUUUUCAUGUACUUCAUAUUCCUUCUGAA